GCGUUAUAAUAGUACAGCGGCGCGCAUCCACCUACACAGUCCACAAUGAAGGCAGUACAAGUGUUCGGGUUCACAGUCGGUGUGUUGGGCGUUUUAGGUCUUAUUGCAGUUGGCAUCACAUGGGCUGUGUUAACAGAUAGUGAAACUUUGAAAGUGGCUGAAAUCACUCCCAUAGAAUGGUGGAAGCACUGCGUCCUAUAUCAGAUAUAUCCCAGAUCCUUCAAGGACAGUGAUGGGGAUGGUAUAGGAGAUCUACAAGGUAUGUCAAAAGAAUUGGAACAUUUCGUGGAUGCUGGUGUGAACGCCAUAUGGAUGUCUCCGAUCUUCGAGUCUCCCAUGUACGAUUUUGGGUACGACAUCAGCAACUUCUACGAGAUACACCACGAAUAUGGAACGAUGGAAGACUUUGAGCAAUUACUAGACAGAGCUCAUAAAUUAGGAAUUAAAGUUCUAUUGGAUUUUGUACCGAACCACGCGAGCACUUCUUCUGAAUACUUCAUCCAGUCCGCAGCUAACAAUGAAACGUACAAAGAUUACUUCGUAUGGGCAGACCCACGGUGGGUGGACCCUGUAAAUGAAACUAACAGACUUCCACCAUCCAAUUGGAUUAGCGUAUUUGCUAAUUCAGCGUGGGAAUGGAAUGAUGAUCGCCAAAAAUACUACCUUCACCAGUUUGCAAUUCAGCAAGCUGACUUCAACUACAGAAAUCCAGAGGUGAAAAAAGAGAUGUACAAGAUAUUACAAUUCUGGCUUGACAAAGGAGCUGAUGGCUUUAGAUUGGACGCAUUGCCGUAUCUGAUGGAAGCUGACCCUGCUGACCAUGGUGGUUUAUAUCCUGAUGAACCACACUGUGGACUGACCCAAUAUGAACCACACCAACCUGGUUAUUUGUGUACAAUAUAUACAAAAGAUCUGAUUGAAUUGUAUGACAUAGUUUAUGAAUGGAGAGAGUUUAUAGACGAAUACAAUGAAGUGCACGGUGGUGAUACUCGGAUUAUAUUUUCUGAAGGCUAUACAAAUAUUACAAUGACAAUGCUGUAUUACAAAAAUAAAGAUGGCCGUUUGGGGGCUCACUUUCCUUUCAAUUUCGACUUCAUCACGGACUUGACUGCAGAAUCCGAUGCUAGAGACUUCGUUUACACGAUUCUCAAAUGGCUCACGUACCAGCCGUAUGGAGCAGUCUCUAACUGGGUGUUUGGAAACCACGACAACAACAGAAUGCCGACCAGAUUCCGAUCAGACAUGGUGGACGGCCUGAAUUCGCUCAACAUGAUGCUGCCUGGAGUAGCUGUCACAUACCAGGGUGAGGAAAUAGGCAUGAGGGACGGGUACGUGAGUUGGGAAGACACGGUGGAUGUGGAAGCUAUCAACAAAGGAAAUAACGAGACCUAUCUUCUGUUUUCUCGAGACCCAGCCAGGACACCUUUCCACUGGGAUAACUCAACGAGUGCUGGUUUCUCCACCAAUGAAACCACCUGGCUGCCCAUCGCUGAAGACUAUUUAGAGUUAAACCUUGCAAAGCAGAAAGAAGAUGAAAGAAGUCAUUAUAAAGUAUACCAAGCAUUGACAGCCCUACGCAAAGAGCCCACGUUGUCCCAUGGUCAGUACCACGUGAGGGCGCUAACAAUCCACACCCUAUACCUGGUGAGGAGUCUUCACGGCUAUGAUACCCUGGUGCUGAUAUUUAACGUCAGUGAAGAGAUUGAUACUGUUGAUUUGAGGAGAAUAAAGGACCUUCAGCUACCCGCUGUAGUCUACAUUUCUAGCAUACAGUCUGACAAAUUACAAGAAUCAUUAAUAGAAGAAAAUCAAUUGACUCUUUCACCCGGAGAGGCGGUAGUACUGCGUGCUCUCCCCACAUAAUAUUUAAUAAAUUAAUAAAUUUACUAAAAUACAUAUUACAAAUUAACUUAUAGUAAUCAUUAAUAUUAUAAAAUAACUCAGGUUAUGGAAUGAGCUCCCUGUCAAGGUUUUCCCAAGAGACUACAGCAUGGGGUUCUUCAAAAGGUGGGUAAAGAGAUUUCUUCAGGGUCGGCAACGCACGCGUAAUACCUCUGGUAUUGCAGGCGUUCAUAGGUUACGGUAACCACUUACCAUCAGGUGGGCCGUAUGCUUGUUUGCCACAUUAGUGGUAUAAAAAAAAGAAAUUCAAAAGUUCAUAUGUAUUAAUAAAAUGUAAUAGAAAUCCGUGCAUAAAAUAUCUAUUAAUAUGUAGGUUUAAUAAAUUAAUUGAAGUUACCAAAAUUAUUCGUAGUGACAAUAACUUUUCUUUUUAUACAACUUAGAAUGGCAAACAAGCUGGGGGCCCACCUGAUGGAAAGUGGUAACAGUCGCCUAUAGACAUGAGCAGUACCAUGGACAUAACAGAGUAUACUGUUUCGCCCAUGAUACCCCCCAUGCGUUGCCAUUCCUGAGGACUCAGGUGUUAUUCCUCUGUACCCAGUAAAUUCACGCCAUAUCCCACCUUUCAAAGCGAAACACAGCCAUGCAAACACAACUGCUUCACGUUUGAAACACGAAUGGGACAAAGGUACCCAAGCAAUCGACUUUUGUACAGUCUCCCUCUGUCACUUCUAAUAUAUCAUU
Galleria mellonella (greater wax moth) is the source of this 2586-nucleotide messenger RNA. RefSeq names its product maltase A1-like. The transcript is spliced from 9 exons. NCBI's taxonomy places the organism in Eukaryota, Metazoa, Arthropoda, Insecta, Lepidoptera, Pyralidae. Gene Ontology annotation, biological process: carbohydrate metabolic process. The record is from RefSeq and is a predicted model, not a curated record. Bases 46 to 1863 code for a protein of 605 amino acids.